CCAUUUCGUAUUGGUCUAUCCCACUUCCUCCACAUCCAUAUAUUCACCUUCACCUUGAACUCGGUUUACCCAUCGAUAUAGCCCCGAAUGCUUCGGGCUUCGUGGCGGUCCGCCGUGACCCCCACGAGGGGUCACGUCUGCUGGUCGUGUCUUUCCCGUGGCUUGAGUGCGCCUCCGCAUCAGCAGUUAUGGGCGCGUUCUUUUCAGAGCAGGUCUCGCCUGCGCUCCCAGGCUUCAGCUAGCACCGAAACGGAGAGCCUGCCUAGUACUCCGGCUCUCAAACAAUCCGACAUCAAUCAACAGCCUGCAUCGGAGCCCCAGUCAAAGUCGCAUCCUGAGGCCGACCACAACGAAGUCUCCAAAGUAGACGGCUUGCCCAACGAAGCUUCUAACAAAAAGGAGCCGGAUCUUGAUCCACUCGCGGGGAGGAUUACGAUUUUUGCUAGAACAACAGAAACCACUUCUGGUAAACUCAAAGCGCGACAAUCUUUAAAAGCGCUCCCGGUGAAAACAACGGAUGUUCCCGGCCUAGCAUUUGGACUGGAUCGAGUUUUGUUCAACCAGGGAGUUUACACGCUGCGAGACCCAAGAUCCCGAGUUUACAACUUCGAUCCGUACUUGGGUUCCAUUAUGCCUGUUACCGAAUUUGAUUUCCAAGCUUUGAAGGAUUACAUCACAUCUUCCAAGGAUAAACAACUGCACUCGCUCGCGCGCGAGGCCGGCAGGAAAUACAUCGGAUCCUCUUCGAGUAUGACUUCCGUGCUGUCGCACUUUCACUACCUGCUGUCCGCUUGGCGACCCGUCGACACUAGCAGCUUGUCUCAGGGCUUCAACGAAGAGUUGAAGACCUUCACGCGGCUCUUGCGAGCGCCUGCCGCCAUGUUCCUGCACUAUCAGGACGGCGUCUAUGCUAUUGAUGCCGACAAGGAAUUUGAUUCUGCCAAUAUCUUAAUGAACCUGGGUAAAUCGAUGGAGAAGCUACUCACGCUGCCUAAGUCGGAUUUUGAGCGCUAUCGACGGUCUAGCGCUAACAAGAUCACCCCUGAGGAAGAGAAUGCGAUUCCGGAAUCCUACCACUAUUCGACACUCGGCGACUUCCUUAUGCGUUCGCAACUAGAUGCGUACGAUCCACGACUCCCCGGUACCGGCAUGUUCGAUCUGAAGACCCGUGCCGUGGUGUCAAUUCGGAUGGAUGCGCGUAACUUUGAGCAUGGCCUGGGCUAUGAGAUCCGCCGACCCUUCGGUUUGUACGAAUCAUACGAGCGUGAAUAUUAUGAUAUGAUUCGGGCUGCCUUCCUCAAGUACUCGCUGCAGGUACGCGUUGGGCGCAUGGACGGCAUUUUUGUGGCUUUUCACAAUAUUGAGCGUAUCUUCGGUUUCCAAUACAUCUCUUUGAACGAGAUGGACAAAGCCCUACACGGUCAAUUCAAACUUGAAUUGGGUGAUCGCGAAUUCGAACUCAGCAUUCAGCUCUGGAAUGAUAUCCUGAACCGUGUUACGAAAGACUUCCCUAAGCAGUCACUACGUUUCCAUUUCGAAACACGUGGUGAUCGCCCUGGAACGAAGCCCCACAUGUAUAUCUUCGCGGAACCCGUUACGACAGACGAGAUCGCGGCGAUACAGAACAAGAACAAGGAGGCCAUUGACGCCUAUCAGAAACGCGUUUUGAAUUUGCCCGAUGAGCCGGUGGUGGAGUCGGCCAAGGACGAAGGCGAAGAUGAGGCCGUCGAGGAUGAAGAUCCAAAAUAUGACACUACCGUGAAAGAUCCUACUGACGCCGUGGCAGAGGGGGCGGAAGACGAGGAAUACUUCUGUCUGGACAGCAAGCCUGAAAUUGAUACGACCAAGAAGCUCUUUGCUGCUGUGCUCUCAAUCGAGAAUUACGUGAACGAUAAGUUGGUCCUCAGACCUGAGAAUUUCGGUAGGAGGGAUAAAUGGGAGGUCUCUUACAAGAUCGAUUACCUGGACCCAGAGGAUCCGCAGACGCAUCGGAUGUAUGCUCAUUGUCAAAAACGUCGCCGCGAUGCUCUCGACUUCGAGAAAUCAGACGGACUUACUCCCUAUCUGAGGAAGCUCCGUUCAAUUUCUCGGGCUGGUCGCCGUUACCGCGAGCAGGAGAAUAUGCGCGAUCGAAAAAACGCGCCUGUCGUCUAUCGCACCCUACCCCCUACUGGUCUUGGUGCUCCCAUCAAGGUACAUGUCCGCCACCUGAAGUUGACUGGGAAGGGCGGUAAACAGGCAGCCAAGAAGCCUCUCAAGAAACCUUCCCAUAAGAACACCACCAAGCCCGCCGGCAAAUCUCGGCCCACCAAGAAGACCAGCGAGUCCCCUCCCGAGCCAGAGCCAUCUGCUGAGCAGCCUGCCCAGCAGACGUCCACCCAGGAGAAUUAGGCAUCGGAGGAGUCCAGAUCUCAUCAACUCCCAUCAACAUCACCACUACCAUCAUCCCACCAUCAUCAUUCAGCUGAGGAAAUCAGUCGGAAAAACUCCUUGGCUUGUAACUUGCAUUUCAUCAAAAUCAACUCAUUUCAGACAGGGGCUUGUGUAAUUUUAAAUGCGCAUAUUUGUGCUGGAUAGGAGUUGAGUGAUUCCCAAGAUUAGAAAGCAAUUGAUUUUCUCUUGUCCAUCUACUACUAUUGAGUUUCUUUCGUCGGAUCUAUAUAAUACGAAAUCAUUCAUCUCUC
This is a messenger RNA of Aspergillus uvarum CBS 121591, 2684 nucleotides long. Its product is annotated as Pet127 family protein. Bases 88 to 2391 code for a protein of 767 amino acids. NCBI's taxonomy places the organism in Eukaryota, Fungi, Ascomycota, Eurotiomycetes, Eurotiales, Aspergillaceae. The transcript is spliced from 3 exons. Gene Ontology annotation, biological process: mitochondrial RNA 5'-end processing. The record is from RefSeq and is a predicted model, not a curated record. Gene Ontology annotation, cellular component: mitochondrion; mitochondrial envelope.